Molecule: messenger RNA, 3927 nt
Organism: Peronospora matthiolae
Lineage: Eukaryota; Oomycota; Peronosporomycetes; Peronosporales; Peronosporaceae
Source: the annotation of a GenBank genome assembly
AUGUGGCCUCGACGACAAGCGCGGGGUGACAGCUCUACAGCCGCUCAGAUCUCGAAUCCUGCAGCUCGUAUCGCGUCGGAUGCUGCAGCAACAACUUCAGCACCAUCGUCUGUAUCCUCAGCUCCUUUUUUGCUUCAUAACGAUGCCGGUAAAGCUGUAGACGCCCGUGUCAAAUGCCACCACGAGGUCAAAAAUGGUGAAGAUGACGCUGCGUGGUUGUCGCGCGCACUAGACGCCAAGAAGAUGCAUAAGCAUGCCGAUCGUAUAAAGAAGAAAUCCGUCAAAUCUUUGAAUCAUGAGAGUGUGAAAAAAAAGACGCGGCAGAAGGUGAGAAAGGAUCAAAAGGGGAAGGCAUUGGACUUUACAAUCUCGGUACAGGAACGGCAACGUGUGUGGCGUUCUGGAGCAGAGAAGACGUCUUUAGAUAAGGUGGCAGAUCGUGCAAGGCAACAGGAACGGGAAAAGCAGGAGGUGGGCUUUGAUUGUGUUUUCAAGGAGGUCUUUGGCGAGGCACGAGGUGCAAUCAAAAAAGAAGACGAGAGAUUUUUUGACGGAUCGCUAGGUUUGAUCGACACGACAGCUGCAUUGCCGCUACCACGACCUUGCUCCUUGUCUUCAAUCAGCGAUGAAGACAGCGAAUCGGUGGCGGACGUGGGGACUAGAGCGAGUGGAAAAAGAAAAACGUUAGAAGUACAGAAAGACGGAAUCGAAGAGGAAGCAUGGAGCUUUGCUUCGAAUGUGAACAGCACCCUGAGCCUUGACGAUUUUGAGGCUCCGCCCAGGUGUAGUGAAGACAGUACUAAUGCGUGUAGUGCGGCUGCGAAAGCAGCAGAGCUUGAGCGGUGGAAAGUAGACAAUGCACAAAGUGCUGUUAGUGACAACUUUGUGCGCCUUAAUAUGCGAAAACGACCUAAGGGAAGCUCCGGACGUGCUAAGAAGCGUCCAGCGUAUUUACGAGCACGAAGUGAAAACCCGCUUGAUGAAGCAACCGGUGACAACUCCACCGGCAUCGCUCCACUUGUCGAUGCGAAAGGCAGCCAGCACCGCAAACAAGAGAAGGUACUACUGGCUGAUGACGGAGUGGAUUUUAUCGAAGAGUGUUUAGAAGCACUAUCUAGGGCUGAAGAGGCUCGUGGCCUUACAACUGAGAAUACGGGAGAACGUAUUGUAGGAGCAGAGCAGAAGAUGGAAGCUUGUGAGCCGCCGAGAUGCCACCAUGCACUUCCUUGUCAAAGCCUCGAGGUCAAGAAAAAGAACAAGAACUGUGGCCGACGAUUCUUCGCGUGCCCGCUGAAUUUUGAUGAAGGUCGUUGCGAUUUCUUUUUGUGGGGAGAUGACCAUGUUCCGCUUGCACUACAGACGCUUUUCACUGCUUCGACUUCGAGUGAUGCUGGUGAAUCAGCGGUAGCUGCAGCAUCCAUUGAGUGUGUGCCCAUGAAUAUUGAGGCUACUGUAGAAGAACAGCGUGAAGCAAUGCUUACUAAUCUGCGCCUAGUGUUUGGACAUGCUGAUUUUCGUCCUGGACAGCAGUGGGCUAUCUCAAGAGUGCUGCGUCAACAGGAUACUCUUCUCGUGUUGCCAACUGGUGCAGGAAAGUCGCUUUGCUACCAGUUUCCCGCUCUUUUUCUACCUGGAAUAACGCUAGUUAUUUCUCCGCUUAUUUCACUGAUGAACGAUCAGUACGAGAGUCUUCCUGACCCGCUAAAAGCUCGUGCGGCGUGUCUUUCUGGAUCGCCCGGCUCUGCUGGUGGGUUGUCAAAGGCCAAACACGCAGCUUUUGUUCGAGAUCUGUUAGCAGAUAAGCUUUCCCUGAUUUUUCUGUCACCGGAGAAAGCCCUGGGUGCAGGUAUGCAAUCGCUGCUAGCAAUGCCGCGUGUACGAGCUCGACUGGCGCUGGUAUGUGUUGAUGAAGCGCAUUGUAUUUCUGAAUGGUCCCAUCACUUUCGCCCAAGCUAUCUGCGACUGGCAGAGGUCUUCCGACAUGCCCGGUGCGUUCUAUGCGUGACUGCUACAGCUUCUCGACGCGUUGUGCGCGAAGUGCUGCAUCAGUUGCGAUCGCGGCGUCAACUUCAAGUUGCGACCAGCAAAAGUUGCGCGCAGGAAAGUGAUAUGGUGCUGCAAAUGCCGUGGCAACGGAGGAAUCUGGCACUGGAGGUCCGCUCUGUGCGCUCCAAUGAUGAAAGGCUGCAACAUCUCGUCCACGUUCUUCCAGAGCUAAGCAAGGGAGCGACUUUAGGGUCGAAAGGAAGCGGUGGAGGUGUUAUCGUGUACGUUCAUCAGCAGAGACAGACGGAGGAAUUGGCAGCACUGCUUCGUGAGCAGCUGCCGUCCGCAUGGCGCAGCACCGGAAAAGUGCUGGCGUUUCAUGCUGGUAUGUCUCCCGAAGCAAAGGAAAAAGUCCGUACUGGCUUUGCUCGAGGCAGAGUGCGUGUAGUGGUGGCCACCGUGGCCUUUGGCAUGGGUAUCGACAAGAAGAAUGUGCGUGCAGUUGUACACUUCCAUAUGCCAUCUUCGGUGGAAGGCUACGUCCAGCAAGUCGGUCGAGCUGGUCGUGACGGGAAGCAUGCGCGAGCGCUCCUCUAUUUACUCGACGAAGAUGCAGUGUACUUCCGUUCCUUGCUUUUCUCGACCGCGCUGCACCGCGAGCAACUUCGAAAGCUACUUGCCUUUGUUUUCCAGGAUCAGACGACCGCAGCGACCUCGGCUAUAUACCAUGUUGUCACUGUGAAUUAUUCCGGUCAACGAGAUGGCGGUGGUUUCACGCUAGUGUCCUUAGAUUGCGAUUGGUUGGAACGUCACCUUGACAUGAAGGCGGCGACGAUUGAGACAUUUCUCACGCUGCUGGCACUUGAAUCGCAGCGUGAAGACAACAAGGAGGACAACAGCUUAGGUUUGCGUGUGAGGCUGAACCCUUCGAGUAUGAGUAGAUGUACGCUGCAGCUGCUCGAUACGCAAGCGAGGAAAUUGGCACCUUGCUCAUUUGCAAAGCUUUUGCUUGAAGCCGUGCGGCGAAACGAGUUACCCAAUGCUCGUGCGACACAUCGCAAGGACGGAUACUUGAGCUCGUGGACUGUAGACUUUCAUGUGCAUGAAGCAGUCCAAUGGUACCAGCGUAGAGCAAAAGUCCGUUCUGCUUUAGAGGCAAGACCAGACACUGGAUUGUAUGGAGGGACUGUCGCCAUCGCUGUUAAUGCUGCAACAAAUGAGCGUCGAAUGCUACAAGAAUUGCGAGCAGCUAAGCAGGCUGGCCAGAUUCAGCACCUGUCACGUUCUCAACCAGCAUUCCAGGUGCAAUUGAGCUGGCACGCUGACUUAAGCGAAACGACGAAAGCUGAGAUUGUUGAUCACUUUACCACGACGUUGUACGCAAAGCACAAACACCUGGAGUCUCGUCAACUUUCUCGCCUCGCUCAUCUGUAUGGUGCGCUGCGCGCAGCUGCGCUGCCGACACCGUCUCCAGCCGAAUUAAGGCGCCGUGUUCACGACGACAAUUUGGAAGAAGAUCUUGAAGACAAAGCACGUGCUCUUGAAGCUAAGUUCGCGCGCUAUUUCGAUGAUUACAACGAACUUGACGUUGGUGGUACAGACGAGAUCAACGAGGGUGACUGUCUCCUGCAGACGAAAAUGCGACCACUGACACCAUCGUUGAUCGAGUCUAUAGAACGUGACACCAUGUCGCUCAUACAGCUUCGCGUCAGUGAUGGAAAUGUGAUGGAAAGUAGCGAAGCCGAGGAGGACAUGAAGAGUGCUGAAGGCAGCAGUUGGACGAGUUUUAUGGUGGCUAAGAUUUUCCAUGGUCUACCGACCCCUCAGCUUUCGUCGCGGCAGUGGCGCGACCACAUUUGCUGGCGUCGUUAUUCGGAUGUGGCCUAUGAACGCAUUGUCCAAAUUGCGCAGAAAGUGUUGAUGGAAGAUGGCAAAAAUUAA